Molecule: messenger RNA, 1533 nt
Organism: Gloeophyllum trabeum ATCC 11539
Lineage: Eukaryota; Fungi; Basidiomycota; Agaricomycetes; Gloeophyllales; Gloeophyllaceae
Product: glycoside hydrolase
Exons: 11
Coding region: 1-1533 (510 amino acids)
Biological process (GO): carbohydrate metabolic process
Molecular function (GO): hydrolase activity, hydrolyzing O-glycosyl compounds
Source: RefSeq, a predicted model, not a curated record
AUGUUCACCAUGAGAGUCCCUUUGUCUAUCAUAUCGACUGCCUGCUUCAUCCACGCAAUCCUCGCGUUGCACAAUGGGUUGGCAGUGAAACCGCCUAUGGGAUGGAAUCCGUAUAACGUCUUCCUAUGCGACACGGAUGAAUCCCAGUACCGUGCUGCCGCGAAGGACCUCGUGGCAUCCGCGCUUCCCUCCGUAGGGUACAACUACUUCAAUCUUGACUGUGGAUGGCAAGGAACCAACCGCACAGCCAACGGUACUUUCACGUGGAACACCACUCGUAUUCCAUCUGGCGUUCCUGCACUAGGAUCGUACGUCCACAGUCUCGGCCUGAAAUUCGGAGUAUACAGCGAUGCGGGAUACUAUUCCUGUGACUUCGUGAACGGAGCUGCGCACUGGUUAGGUAGCCUCGGUCACGAAGCUGCCGACGCAGCUGCUUUCACGAGCUGGGGCGCAGACUAUCUCAAGUAUGACAAUUGUUACUCUGUGAACGAGACUGACUUUGUCGACUACAAUCCGCCGUUCAACCUUGAACCUCACUUUACUGCGAUGCGCGAUGCACUCUCCCGUACCUCGCGCCCAGUUGUCUACUCAGUCUGUGAAUGGGGUGUCCAAGAUCCUGCGCGCUGGGCACCCGCAGUUGGCAACUCCUGGCGCAUCUCGAACGACAUUGGCCCGCCAAACUCCUGGGACAACGUCCUGCGGAUCAUCAACCAGGUCGUCCCGAUCACGGGCUUCGCGGGGCCCGGCGCUUGGAACGAUCUGGAUCUGCUUGAGGUCGGGAAUGCGGAGAUGACUGUGCCAGAGCAGAAGAGCCACUUUUCGUUCUGGGCAGCUAUCAAGUCACCGCUACUGAUUUCGACUGACCUGUCGAGGCCGAGCCAGGAUACUUUGGAUAUUCUAGGGAACAAGAGGAUAAUUGCGCUGAAUCAAGAUGACCUCGGCAAAUCCAUCAGCUUCCAACGCCGAUACACUAAUGAUUAUGACGUUUGGUCAGGUCCCCUCGCAGAUGGGUCCACCGUUGCCUUGGUACUGAAUUGGAAGAACCAGUCCCGAUCUCUGACCUUCAACCUCUCCGACGUCGGCUUUACCUCAGCAAAGGCCACCGACCUCUGGUCCGGCAAAGACCUGGGGAUAAUAAGAAACAGCUACACGACCAACAUCUCGGCCCACGGCCCGCUCGUCCUCCGCCUCUCCCACACAACUCCAUCCCCUGCACCACGCUUCACCUACUACCCCGCCUCCGCGUCCAAAAACACCCUAUCCGGCGGCGCCUCCCCCCGCACCGCGAACUCAUCCGUCACCGUAGUCGGCGACAUCGGCAACGGCGGCACCCUCACGUUCACCGGCGUUGACGGCGGGUCGUCGGGCGGGUCCAAGCUGGUGUCUAUAGACUACAUCAACGCGGACUACACGAUGCGCAACACGGACUGCUCGAACUGCCGCAACGCGUUCGUCAGCGUCAACGGCGGGCCGGCGCAGCAGGUGCAGAUGCCGCUCUCAGGCCAGGUGAGUUUUACUGCCUCUUCAGACUGA